UCGCUUGAAAUAGCUUAUGUAACUGUGUUUGUCUAAAAAAAUACAUUUUUCAGCACACCGACUGAUAACCUUCAUGUCGUCAAAAAUACAAAAAUAAGUGACUUAUUUCCAGGCAGGUCGGAAAAAAAUGGCCAACACCUUUAAGUACCUCAAUAAAUUACCUCAAAAUCUAAGGUCGGUUUCUACAACUGGCUCCAAGCAAGAUGCAUGGCUAUCCAAGAUAUUUGUUAGAAAGAUCGAACCAACAAAAGAAUCUCACAGUCGUAUGUUGAGUGACAAAGAAAUCAUCUAUUCUCUGCAAACCCAUAAUUAUCGACCUGACUCUAAAAAGGCUUACCUGAGCAAUGUGAAAAAUACGGUGGAUUUUAUAAAAACGCAACCCUCCCUGAAAAAUGACGUAGAAUUAGUUGGUUCGUGGACCGUAAAUGUCGGUGAUCAAGAUCAGGCCCUCCAUCUGUGGAAGUUCACCGGUGGAUAUGAAAAAAUUGACGACUACAAUGAAAUUUCAGGGAAAAGUGAGGAGGCCCAGAAGCUAAACGAAGAGCAGGGCAGAAUCGUGAGAUCUCGACACUUGCAAUACCUACUGGCCUUCAGCUAUUGGCCUCAGAUCCUCCAGAGGGAACCGAGCAACAUUUACGAGAUCCGUAGUUACGCCUUGAAACCAGGUACUAUGAUCGAGUGGGGUAACAACUGGGCGAGGGCCAUCAACUACAGGAAGAAUAACGACGAGGCGUUCGCCGGGUUCUUCUCACAAAUAGGGAGAUUGUACAAUGUCCAUCAUAUCUGGUGUUAUCACAACUUGACAGCUAGAAAAGAGACGAGGGAGAGCGCUUGGCGCUCACCCGGUUGGGAUGAGUGCGUGGCAUACACGGUACCCCUUAUCCGUGAAAUGCACUGCAGGAUAAUGGUGCCCACUGAGUUCUCGCCAACUCAAUAGCAUAUCUAGUGCGUAAUAUUGAAAAAUCUGUUGCUUUUAAUAAUUGGGAUGAGUCAUUUUAUCUUUAUUUUUUCUUACUUUUUGUUUACGCUGACAGUUGAGAGCAAUAUUUGUAAGAUUUAUCCUUCUAUCCGUGAUUUUACUGGUAUGGAAAGUAUCUACACAAACGGGGCAACAAUUUAUAUAUUUUAAAGUUCAAAUUAGCUUCGACUUGCAGUUCUGGGUAAUUUUAUCCAAAGCAAAUCGCGGGCGUACCCUUCGCAGUUAUUUUAUUUGCAUUUUAUACUUUACUGUUAUCCAUUUUAUUUUUUGUGAUUAAUGGCGUAAUUGUAUUCCUUUAAUU
Messenger RNA from Anoplophora glabripennis (Asian longhorned beetle), 1280 nucleotides. RefSeq names its product protein NipSnap. NCBI's taxonomy places the organism in Eukaryota, Metazoa, Arthropoda, Insecta, Coleoptera, Cerambycidae. Bases 128 to 937 code for a protein of 269 amino acids. The record is from RefSeq and is a predicted model, not a curated record. Gene Ontology annotation, cellular component: mitochondrion. The transcript is spliced from 5 exons.